This is a messenger RNA of Halteromyces radiatus, 1363 nucleotides long. Its product is annotated as dehydrogenase E1 component-domain-containing protein. The record is from RefSeq and is a predicted model, not a curated record. The transcript has 3 exons. Gene Ontology annotation, cellular component: intracellular membrane-bounded organelle. Gene Ontology annotation, biological process: pyruvate decarboxylation to acetyl-CoA. The coding region runs from base 29 to 1231 and encodes 400 amino acids. Lineage: Eukaryota; Fungi; Mucoromycota; Mucoromycetes; Mucorales; Cunninghamellaceae. Gene Ontology annotation, molecular function: pyruvate dehydrogenase (acetyl-transferring) activity.
UUUUUUUUUUUUUAAUUGAUACAUCAUUAUGCUUCGUUCAGUGUCCUCUCGUUUGUUGGCUAAUGUGAACAAGCCUACCAUUGGAUUCAAGGCUACUCGCUCUUUGUCCACUACCGCUCCUACUAUGAUGGCUUCUACUACUGAUGACUCUGAAAAGAUUCGUAUCACUUUACCUUCCACCUCUUUUGAAAUGUACGAUGCCGAAGCUCCUAGCUUGGAAAUGGAUAUCACCAAGUCUGAAUUGAUCGAUAUGUAUACCAAGAUGACUGUCAUGCGUCGUAUGGAAAUGGCUGCUGAUGGUCUUUACAAGGCCAAGAAGAUUCGUGGUUUCUGUCACUUGUGUAAUGGUCAAGAAGCUGUAUCUGUUGGUAUGGAAUCUGCUAUUACUCAUGAUGAUCAUGUUAUUACUGCUUAUCGUUGUCACGGAUUUACCUAUGUUCGUGGUGGAAGUGUCAAGAGCAUUUUGGGUGAAUUGAUGGGUCGUGAAGCCGGUAUUUCCAAGGGUAAAGGUGGAUCCAUGCACAUGUUCGCUCCUCAGUUCUAUGGUGGUAAUGGUAUUGUUGGUGCUCAAGUACCUCUUGGCGCUGGUAUUGCUUUUGCUCAAAAAUACAAUGAUAUUCCUUCAGUGACUUUUGCUCUCUACGGUGAUGGUGCAUCCAAUCAAGGUCAAGUAUUUGAAGCUUUCAACAUGGCCAAGCUUUGGGAUUUACCUUGUGUGUUCGUGUGUGAAAACAACAAGUAUGGUAUGGGUACUUCUGCCAACCGUUCUUCUGCCUCCACUGAAUACUUCAAGCGUGCUGGUUAUAUUCCUGGUAUCAAGGUGAACGGUAUGGAUUCAUUGGCUAUCAAGCGUGCUUGUGAAUGGGCUAAGGAAUGGACUUCUUCUGGCAAGGGCCCUCUUGUCAUGGAAUUGGCCACUUAUCGUUAUGGUGGUCACUCUAUGUCUGACCCUGGAACCACUUACCGUACCCGUGAAGAAAUCCAACAUAUGCGUUCCACCUCGGAUCCUAUCACUGGUUUGAAGCAACUCAUCAUUGAACACAACGUCGCCUCUGAAGCCGAUCUCAAGGCCAUUGAUAAGGAUGCUCGUAAGGAAGUCGAUCAAGCUCUCAAGGAAGCCGAAGCCUCUCCUGAACCUUCUAUUAAGGAAUUCCAUACUGAUAUCUACCAACCUGGCACUGAACCCUCUGUUGUCCGUGGACGUGAACCCAAGGAACUCUACUAUUAUUAAUUUUUUUAUUUUAUCCAAUUUUUUUUUUAUACAUACAACAACUCCAUAUAGUCUAUUAUCAUCUUUUCCUUUCUCUCUUUUUCAUUGUUCCUUUUCUUUUAUAUACAAUAAAUACAAACUUUUUGAUCUUUU